AUGUGCCUGGCCGUGACACCCUCUCCAGCUGCAGUCAGAAGGUCAGGAAGAGAUGUGGGCCUCACAGAUCCAGACUUGGAGGCUUGCAUCCCGGUGUCGGCAGUGCUCCUGGAGACCCAGCCCCAGGGGGGACAGGUGCUUGCAGGGGAGCGUCUGGUCCUCGUCUGCUCCGUGGCUGAAGGCACAGGGGACACCACGUUCUUCUGGCACAGAGAGGACACGGGGGAGAGUGUGGGGAGCAAGCGCCAGCGUUCCCGGAGAGCAGAGCUGGAGAUCCCUGCUGUCGGGGAGAGCCAUGCGGGUCGCUACUACUGCACGGCGGACAAUGGCCACGGCCUGGCCCGCAGCGGGGCCCUGAACGUCACCGUCACAGUCCCAGCAUCCUGCCCCAUCCUCACCCUCAGGGCACCGGGACCUGGGACCCGGGCCACGGUGGGGGACGUGGUGGAGCUUCACUGCGAGGCCCACAGCGGCUCUCCCCUGAUCCAGUACCGGUUUUAUCACGAGGAUGUCACCCUGGGGAGCAGCUCGGCCCCCUCUGGAGGAGGAGCAUCCUUCAACCUCUCUCUGACCCCAGAACGUUCUGGAAACUACUCCUGUGAAGCCAACAAUGGCCUGGGGGCCCAGCGCAGCGAGGCGGUACCACUCAGCAUCACAGAUCCCUCAUCCAAAAUCCACUUGACAAAUGGUCCCCACCGCUGCGAAGGGCGGGUGGUGAUGGAACGGGACGGUAGCUGGGGCACCGUGUGUGAUGACGGCUGGGACAUGAAGGAUGUGGCCGUGGUGUGCCGGGAGCUGGUCUGCGGAGUGGCCAAGCACACCCCUGCAGGCCUGCUGUACCUGCCAUUGGCAGAGGAAGACCAGUCCGUGUUUCUUCAAGUGGCCCUUGCAACGGGACCGAGGAUGCUGGCUGAAUGUGAGCAGGUUGAGACCUUUGACUGUGAUCACAGUGUGGAUGCAGGUGCAGUGUGUGAAGCUCUUCUGAGGCCUCUCCCCGAAACAACUCUGCUCAUCAGAAUCGAUCCCAGAAUCGGAGGCAUGCUGGCUGGGGAAGAUCUGGGUGCUGUUUCUGACCUGGGAUUCCAAUGGGACACGGACCCUGGAAGGCGGGAGGGAAGUCGGAAAGACUCUGGGUCCAUCAAGGAAACCAGGCCACAAACCAUCAAGGACAGAGCUCCCUGAGGGCGGAGGUAAAGUCAAGAAAGCCUGGCACAGAUCCCAAAGCCUCCACAGCGCUUGUGCCUGGGUGGAGGCCGGUGGGACCACUUGCCCAAUCCCAGCCCCCGCUCUGGUGGAGCACCCCAAUCCCUCAGGCCGGGA
Molecule: messenger RNA, 1320 nt
Organism: Leptonychotes weddellii (Weddell seal)
Lineage: Eukaryota; Metazoa; Chordata; Mammalia; Carnivora; Phocidae
Source: RefSeq, a predicted model, not a curated record